CUGGGAAGGGCACAGCCGCGCGGCGGAGGGCAGAGUCAGCCGAGCCGAGUCCAGCUGGACGAGCGGACCAGCGCAGGGCAGCCCAAGCCGCGCGCAGCGAACGCCCGCCGCCGCCGACACCCUCCGCGGUCCCCGCGGCGCCUGCCACCCUUCCCUCCUUCCCCACGUCCCCGCCUCGCCGGCCAGCCAGCUUGCCGGGUUCGCUGCCCCGCGGAACCCCGAGGUCACCGGCCCUCGCCUCUGCUUCCCUGGGCCGCGCGCAGCCUCCACGCCCUCCUUCUCCUCCUUUUCCCCUGACCCGGCGCCUGGCACCGGGGACCGUUGCCUGACGCGAGGCCCAGCUCUACUUUUUGCCCCGCGUCUCCUCCGCCUGCUCGCCUGUUCCACCAACUCCAGCUCCUUCUCCCUCUAGCUCCACUCGCUAGUCCCCGACUCCGCCAGCCCUCGGCCCGCUGCCGUAGCGUCGCUUCCCGUCCAGUCCCAAAGGUGGGAACGCGUCCGCCCCGGCCCGCACCAUGGCACGGUUCGGCUUGCCCGCGCUUCUCUGCACCCUGGCAGUGCUCAACGCCUUGCUGCAGGCUGCCGAGCUCAAGUCGAAAAGUUGCUCGGAAGUGCGACGUCUUUACGUGUCCAAAGGCUUCAACAAGAACGAUGCCCCCCUCCACGAGAUCAACGGUGAUCAUUUGAAGAUCUGUCCCCAGGGUUCUACCUGCUGCUCUCAAGAGAUGGAGGAGAAGUACAGCCUGCAAAGUAAAGAUGAUUUCAAAAGUGUGGUCAGCGAACAGUGCAAUCAUUUGCAGGCUGUCUUUGCUUCACGUUACAAGAAGUUUGAUGAAUUCUUCAAAGAACUACUUGAAAAUGCAGAGAAAUCCCUGAAUGAUAUGUUUGUGAAGACAUAUGGCCAUUUAUACAUGCAAAAUUCUGAGCUAUUUAAAGAUCUCUUCGUUGAGUUGAAGCGUUACUACGUGGUGGGAAAUGUGAACCUGGAAGAAAUGCUAAAUGACUUCUGGGCUCACCUCCUGGAGCGGAUGUUCCGCCUGGUGAACUCCCAGUACCACUUUACAGAUGAGUAUCUGGAAUGUGUGAGCAAGUAUACGGAACAGCUGAAGCCCUUCGGAGAUGUCCCUCGCAAACUGAAGCUCCAGGUUACUCGUGCAUUUGUAGCAGCCCGUACUUUUGCUCAAGGCUUAGCAGUUGCUGGAGAUGUUGUGAGCAAGGUCUCCGUGGUAAACCCCACAGCCCAGUGUACCCAUGCCCUGUUGAAGAUGAUCUACUGCUCUCACUGCCGGGGUCUCGUGACUGUGAAGCCAUGUUACAACUACUGCUCAAACAUCAUGAGAGGCUGUUUGGCCAACCAAGGGGAUCUCGAUUUUGAAUGGAACAAUUUCAUAGAUGCUAUGCUGAUGGUGGCAGAGAGGCUAGAGGGUCCUUUCAACAUUGAAUCGGUCAUGGAUCCCAUCGAUGUGAAGAUUUCUGAUGCUAUUAUGAACAUGCAGGAUAAUAGUGUUCAAGUGUCUCAGAAGGUUUUCCAGGGAUGUGGACCCCCCAAGCCCCUCCCAGCUGGACGAAUUUCUCGUUCCAUCUCUGAAAGUGCCUUCAGUGCUCGCUUCAGACCACAUCACCCUGAGGAACGCCCAACCACAGCAGCUGGCACUAGUCUGGACCGACUGGUUACUGAUGUCAAGGAGAAACUGAAACAGGCCAAGAAAUUCUGGUCCUCCCUUCCGAGCAACGUUUGCAAUGAUGAGAGGAUGGCUGCAGGAAACGGCAAUGAGGAUGACUGCUGGAAUGGGAAAGGCAAAAGCAGGUACCUGUUUGCAGUGACAGGAAAUGGAUUAGCCAACCAAGGCAACAACCCAGAGGUCCAGGUUGACACCAGCAAACCAGACAUACUGAUCCUUCGUCAAAUCAUGGCUCUUCGAGUGAUGACCAGCAAGAUGAAGAAUGCAUACAAUGGGAAUGACGUGGACUUCUUUGAUACCAGUGAUGAAAGUAGUGGAGAAGGAAGUGGAAGUGGCUGUGAGUAUCAGCAGUGCCCUUCAGAGUUUGACUAUAAUGCCACUGACCACGCUGGGAAGAGUGCCAAUGAGAAAGCCGACAGUGCAGGUGUCCGUCCUGGGGCACAGGCCUACCUCCUCACUGCCUUCUGCAUCUUGUUCCUGGUUGUGCAGAGAGAGUGGAGAUAAUUCUCAAACUUCGAGAAAAAGUGUUCAUCAUCAAAAAGUUAAAAGGCACCAGUUAUCACUUUUCUACCAUCCUAGUGACUUUGCUUUUUAAAUGAAUGGACAACAAUGUACAGUUUUUACUACGUGGCCACUGGUUUAAGAAAUGCUGACUUUGUUUUUUCAUUCAGUUUUGGGAGGAAAAGGGACUGUGCAUUGAGUUGGUUCCUGCUCCCCCAAACCAUGUUAAAUGUGGCUAACAGUGUAGGUACAAGAACUAUAGUUAGUUGUGCAUUUGUGAUUUUAUCACUCUAUUAUUUGUUUGUAUGUUUUUUUUCUCAUUUCGUUUGUGGGUUUUUUUUUCCAACUAUAGAUCUCACCUUGUUUCUUACAAGCAAACCAGGGUCCCUUCUUGGCAUGUAACAUGUAUGUAUUUCUGAAAUAUUAAAUAGCUGUACAGAA
This is a messenger RNA of Piliocolobus tephrosceles (Ugandan red Colobus), 2624 nucleotides long. It is a transcript of the gene GPC4, whose product is annotated as glypican 4. The transcript is spliced from 9 exons. The record is from RefSeq and is a predicted model, not a curated record. Bases 516 to 2186 code for a protein of 556 amino acids. Lineage: Eukaryota; Metazoa; Chordata; Mammalia; Primates; Cercopithecidae. Gene Ontology annotation, cellular component: extracellular region; synapse; cell surface. Gene Ontology annotation, biological process: regulation of presynapse assembly; synaptic membrane adhesion; regulation of signal transduction.